Molecule: messenger RNA, 2533 nt
Organism: Hyla sarda
Lineage: Eukaryota; Metazoa; Chordata; Amphibia; Anura; Hylidae
Gene: NARS1
Product: asparaginyl-tRNA synthetase 1
Exons: 15
Coding region: 105-1781 (558 amino acids)
Biological process (GO): asparaginyl-tRNA aminoacylation
Cellular component (GO): cytoplasm
Molecular function (GO): asparagine-tRNA ligase activity; nucleic acid binding; ATP binding
Source: RefSeq, a predicted model, not a curated record
GAGUCAGGGUGGAGGGCGGUCUGCAGGGAGCUGCUGGCAGCGCGCAUGCGCAUUGAGCAAGUGGAAGCAGAUCUGAUGCAACCGGCUGACAGUGUGUGAGAGACAUGGAGGAGAUCACUGGGGGCGCAGCGCAGCUUCGUAUAGAAGAGAUGUACAUUUCUGACAAAGAAGGGGAUGAUGCCACUGGAGAUGGAACUAAGGAAAAACCAUUCAAGACUGUCCUCAAGGCUAUGCUGACAGUGGGAAAAGAGCCGUUUCCAGUCUUUUAUGUGGACUCACAGAAGGAGAAUGAGAGAUGGGAUGUGAUCUCCAAGACCCAGCUGAAGAACGUCAAAAAGCUCUGGAACCGGGAACAAAUGAAGAACGAGGCCAAGGAAAAGAAAGAGGCUGAAGACAACCAGAGACGUGAAAAGAAUUUGGAAGAAGCUAAAAAAAUCAUCAUCCAAAAUGACCCCAACCUCCCAGAAGCAGUCACUGCAAAAAUCCGAGAGUUGGAAGCUUACCGCGGACAAAGGGUCAAAGUGUAUGGCUGGGUCCAUAGGCUGCGCAGACAAGGAAAAACCCUUAUGUUCAUAGUACUAAGAGAUGGGACCGGAUACCUUCAGUGUGUUCUCAGCGAUAAACUGUGCCAGUGUUACAAUGGGCUGGUCCUCUCUACAGAAAGCACUGUGGCUGUGUACGGGACCCUGAACCUUGUGCCAGAAGGAAAACAGGCCCCAGGUGGACAUGAGCUGUCCUGUGACUACUGGGAACUUGUCGGCUUGGCCCCGGCCGGUGGAGCUGAUAACUUGAUCAAUGAAGAAUCUGACGUGGACGUCCAGCUGAACAACCGUCACAUGAUGAUCAGAGGCGAGAACAUGUCCAAGAUCUUCAAGGUUCGCUCAGCCGUCGUCCACUGCUUCCGCAACCACUUCUUUGACAGGGGCUACUAUGAGGUAACGCCACCAACCUUGGUGCAGACACAGGUAGAAGGAGGGUCCACUCUGUUCAAGCUGGAUUACUUUGGAGAGGAGGCAUUUUUAACCCAGUCCUCUCAGCUCUAUCUGGAGACCUGUAUUCCCGCUCUGGGAGACACUUUCUGUAUGGCCCAGUCUUAUCGAGCUGAACAGUCAAGGACCCGACGACAUUUAGCGGAAUAUACUCACAUAGAGGCCGAAUGUCCCUUCUUGACCUUUGAUGAUUUGCUAAACCGUCUUGAAGACUUGGUGUGCGAUGUGGUGGACAGGGUACUGAAAUCUCCCGUGGCACAGCUGGUGAAGGAGCUGCACCCGGAAUUCAAAGCCCCUAAACGGCCAUUUAAGAGAAUGAACUACUCUGAGGCCAUUGCAUGGUUGAAGGAACAUGAUGUGAAGAAGGAUGAUGGGACUUUUUAUGAGUUUGGGGAGGAUAUCCCAGAAGCCCCAGAGAGGCUGAUGACAGAUGCCAUCAAUGAGCCAAUCUUACUUUGUCGCUUCCCAGCUGAGAUCAAGUCUUUCUACAUGCAGCGCUGUGCCGAGGAUAAGCGCCUCACCGAGUCUGUGGACGUGCUCAUGCCUAAUGUCGGGGAGAUCGUCGGAGGCUCAAUGCGUAUCUGGGACGGCGAGGAAUUGUUGGAAGGAUACAGUAGAGAAGGGAUAGACCCAACCCCAUACUACUGGUAUACAGAUCAGCGUAAGUUUGGCACGUGCCCUCACGGGGGGUACGGUUUGGGUCUGGAGAGAUUCCUCACAUGGAUCCUCAACAGGCACCACAUCCGGGACGUCUGUCUGUACCCCCGUUUUGUCCAGCGCUGUACGCCUUAACCCCGCGAAGACCACCGUCACCUGGUAGAGGGAUUCCUCAUCUCGUCUUGUGGGAAAAGACCACCUACCUACCAACCUACCUGCUGCUGCUUUUAUCAGGACAUUUCCAGAACCAAUGUGUUAGUUGUUUAGAAUCUCAUCACUCAUUCAUUCACCGUCCAGCAAUGGCUGUGUAAAUGGUAACUUCCCAGUGACAGGUCGUCUAUACAUCAGCCGGGUAUACCCACCAUGUUCUUUUCUUAUAGAUUCAGAUGUAGCAGAGCCGAGUUUGACAUUUAGUGAUGAAUCCGUGUAUGAUCUGCAGUAUUGGACUCCUUUCACAUCUGCAAGUUGUCUGCCAAAUAUGUUACACCAUAUUGACCCAAAUUUAUUUUUAUUUUUCGUUAUAGUAGGGUCACACCUGCCGUAUGCUGCAGAUUUUCUGCAGCUGGUUUUGCUAUCCAUUGACAUCAGUAGGUAGCAGCGGCAAUAUACAUGUGUGACCUUACCCUUGAAUGACAAAAUCUACAGUGCAAAUGUGAAUAAAGCUUUAUGUAGAGCUGCAAGUAAACAUUAAACAUCUUAUCCAUGCUAGCGAAAUGGCAAAUAUAGCUCUGCUACAUCUGUAGAUAGCUGACAUACGUAACCACUGUACUUUCCAGUCACGGUAUCUAUGGAUUCACAAUGCAGUAACCCAUUUAGCUGUGUAAUUCUUAACUGGACCCAAACCUUUUUUUUUUUUUUUUUUUUUUUUUUUUUUUUUUUUGUCAUAC